AUGGCGAACCAAUCGCAAGACCUGCCCGAGGGCAUCUUUUCCCUUUUAGACACGGAUCUUUACAAGCUGACUAUGCAAUGUUGCAUACUGAAGUUCUUCCCCGAUGUCUCAGUCACCUACGGCUUCACCAACCGCACACCCGAUAAGAAGCUCAAUCGCACAGCCUUCAAGUGGUUGCAAGCCCAAGUAGAUAAGCUCGAGAACGUAGCCGUGUCUGAGGAAGAACUCAACUUCCUCAAGAAUACUUGCCCCUACCUAAACGCGCAAUACCUCCAUUUCCUCUCCACCUUCCGCCUGAAGCCUUCUCAGCAGCUCAAGCUGUCUUUCCAAUGCGCGAAUGACACUGGUUCAGAUAGCGAUGUUGGCGAUUUCCACAUCCAUACCGAGGGCCUCUGGCUAGACACGAUCCUCUACGAGAUUCCAUUACUGGCGCUUGUCAGCGAGGCAUACUUCAAGUUUGUCGAGACAGACUGGAGCCAUGAGGGCCAAGUCGAGAAGGCAUACCAAAAGGGGCGGGGUCUGCUGGAAGGAGGCUGUAUCUUUUCCGAAUUUGGCUCGCGGAGACGUCGCGACUACCACACCCAAGAUCUAGUGCUGCAGGGCUUGCGCAGGGCGGCUGAUGAGGGUAGCAAGGCAGGUUGGAAAGGAAAGCUCUCGGGGACAAGUAACGUCCACUUCGCCAUGAAACAUGGCCUUGUCCCUGUGGGCACUGUUGCGCACGAGUGGUUCAUGGGCGUGGCUGCUAUUACCAACAACUAUGAAAGCGCAAACGAAAUUGCUCUGGAAUACUGGACAGCGACAUUUGGCGCAGGCGUCCUGAGCAUUGCACUUACAGACACGUUCGGCACACCUACCUUCCUCAGGGCUUUCAAGAAGCAGAUUCCGCGUGUUACUACCGCUAUCCCAGGAGGUGGCACAACGCUGGCUUCAGCUGGAGAUGCCACCAACAACGAUGCCGUAGAGACAAUGUCCUCAACUAAGCCACCUAUUCAGGCACCAUACGACGGAAAUGCGGGAUCGCAACAGACUUAUGCCGACGUGUUUGCAGGCGUACGACAGGAUUCUGGGGACCCAUUAGAUUUCAUCAAGAUGAUGCGCGACUUCUACGACGAACAAGGCAUCAAGGAGAAGAAGACGAUUGUAUUCUCCGACUCUUUGAACCUGGAACUCUGCUUCAAGUACAAGGCUGCAGCAGAAGCGGCGGGUUUCCAGCCUACUUUCGGCGUUGGAACGUUCCUGACAAAUGAUUUUGUGGAGAAGUCUACCGGUAACAAGUCUGUACCCCUCAACAUUGUCAUCAAGAUCGCUUCCGCUGCGGGGCGUCACGCUGUCAAGAUCAGCGACAAUAUCGGCAAGAAUACCGGAGACAAGGCAACGGUAGACGAAGUCAAGCAGCGAUUAGGCUACCAAGAGAAGUCGUGGGCUGGCGGUGAUGAGAAGACACGGUGGGGUAGUGCAGGACAGCCAGCCACCAAGUAG
This is a messenger RNA of Alternaria arborescens, 1479 nucleotides long. RefSeq lists its product as hypothetical. Gene Ontology annotation, molecular function: nicotinate phosphoribosyltransferase activity. Lineage: Eukaryota; Fungi; Ascomycota; Dothideomycetes; Pleosporales; Pleosporaceae. The record is from RefSeq and is a predicted model, not a curated record. The transcript has 3 exons. The coding region runs from base 1 to 1479 and encodes 492 amino acids. Gene Ontology annotation, biological process: NAD+ biosynthetic process.